Molecule: messenger RNA, 1030 nt
Organism: Benincasa hispida (wax gourd)
Lineage: Eukaryota; Viridiplantae; Streptophyta; Magnoliopsida; Cucurbitales; Cucurbitaceae
Product: SWIM zinc finger family protein / mitogen-activated protein kinase kinase kinase (MAPKKK)-like protein
Molecular function (GO): zinc ion binding; ubiquitin protein ligase activity
Source: RefSeq, a predicted model, not a curated record
AUAUAUUAUAUAUAUAUAUUAAUUAUAUUUUGGGCCAUGACGUGCCUUGUGGCCUACCACCAUUACAAAACCGAGCAAUUUAAGCCUAUGAAUUCUCCCCCUUGCACUUUGCCUCUUCUCCAUUACCUACCAAAACUAUCCCCUCAAACUACACAAAGAAUCAUGUGGCCACGUUCCUUAACCCAUCUUCCUUCCUGAAAUGUAUGUUUGUGUGUAUAUAUAUAUGUGUGUGGAUAUAUCUAAGAACUGUUUACCCCCAUCUUCAUUGUUUUUCCUUCCAAAUUCUAAUGGAGUCCGUUGCCUCUACUUCGUCCCUGCAACACGUUCCUCGGUUCAAGCCCUCCCCAGCUGUGGCCGACAGGAUUGUUAGAGCUCUCCACCAUCACCUCCGUCUUCUUCACCGCUCUGGUUCUAAUUUCUUUGUGUUGGGAGCCACAGGCAAUGUUUACAUUGUGUCCCUAUCCUCCACCCCUUCGUGCACUUGCCCGGAUCGUAUUACCCCAUGCAAACACAUACUAUUUAUCUAUCUUCAAGCCCUGGGUUUGUCGCUUGAUGACACAUGUCUUCGGCGAAGGACACUUCGACCUUGCCAAUUGAAUCGUUUGCUUGCUGCACCCAUAAUGUUAAAAUCACUUGCAGAAGUUGGUUUACGUGAUGUAUUUCAUCAACAAUUCUUUCAGGUAAAAGAAAGAGCUUCUGUAACUGUUGUAGAUAUGGAAGAUGGGACUACAUGUCCAGUUUGUUUGGAUGAUAUGAAGAAGAAGGAUCGGGUUGUUGCUUGUUCGACAUGUCGGAAUCUUGUUCAUGAAGAUUGUUUCUCGAGGUGGAAACGAAGCAAGGGAAGGAGAAGUGUUAGUUGUGUAGUUUGUAGGGCACGGUGGAAAGAUAGGAAAGACCAACAAAAGUACUUGAAUUUGUCUGCCUAUAUCAACGAACACGAUGCAAUUGACGACAAUCUCUAUAGUUGAAUGAACUUCAUAAGAUCUCAAAAUAAAAUGAUUGCGUAAGAUCAUCCUCGAGUAUUUCAAAA